AUGAUGAUAGAGGAGUGGAAUUUGAUUGAAGAAUUUAGAGAUUUGAAUUUGAUGGUAGAAGUGCGACCCAAAAGCUUAUACUUGGGUACUUUGAAGAUCAAUAACGAUUUCCUUAUGCAAAUCCAAAAUGCUCAGUUAGAAGAUCAAUAUCUGCAAGAUAGAGUACAGUCAAAUGAUGAGACUAAAGGCUCAGAGUUUCAUCGCGACUUAAAUGGACUUAUUAGAUUUAAGGGUAGAGAAUUUCUGGUGGGGUAUGGCAUAAAGAAAGAGAUUAUUGAGUAUGUUGCAAAGUGUUUAACAUGCCAGAAAUUAAAGGCAGAACAUCAGACGGUGAUUAUAGACCGUCUAACCAAGACUACACAUUUCAUUCCAAUCAAUAUGAAGUAUAAAUUGGAGAAGUUGGCGGAGCUAUACAUUACUGAGAUAGUCAAAUUGCAUGGAGUAUCCUUGAGCAUCAUAUCAGAUCGAGACCCAAGGUUUACAUCAAAAUUCUGGGAAAAUCUGCCAAGAAGCUUUGGGACUAAAUUGAAGCUUAGCUCAUCAUAUCAUCCUCAAACUGAUGGGCAGACGGAGCUCACUAUUCAAACCUUAAAAGAUUUAUUACGAGCUUGCGUGAUGGAGCAACAAGGAUCGUGGGAUAAGAGUCUACCUUUGGUAGAAUUCACGUAUAAUAAUAGUUAUCAUGCAAGCAUCGGAAUGGCACCCUACGAAGCAUUAAUGGAAGGAGGUGUCAAACUCCUUUAUGCUAGUGCGAAGCUGGAGAAACAAUUAUGUAUGCGCCUGAUGUGGUAUAGAGAUAGAACGAUCAAGUGA
Molecule: messenger RNA, 813 nt
Organism: Abrus precatorius (Indian licorice)
Lineage: Eukaryota; Viridiplantae; Streptophyta; Magnoliopsida; Fabales; Fabaceae
Exons: 3
Coding region: 1-813 (270 amino acids)
Biological process (GO): DNA integration
Molecular function (GO): nucleic acid binding
Source: RefSeq, a predicted model, not a curated record